GGGAGAGGACUCCAGCGGCUUGGGGACCUGCGCUGCAAAAUGGCUAUGGCAAUGGCUUCCUUCCCCGUCGCUUCUCACCACCGCGGCGGCCACCUGGCCGCAGGCUUCCCCUCCUCCCCGCGAGACCGCGGUAGGGUCGGUCGCAGCGGCGUCACCAUCUCCAUGAGAGCCCAGAAGAAGAAGAGCAGUGGUGACUCUGCGAGUAGCAGCGGAGGUGGAGGGGGAGGCGGAGGCGGGGACGGGCGGGCCAGCAGCGGGCGGCGAGUGUGGCGUCGUCGGAAAUUGACCAAAGAGGAUGACAUGUUGCGUUACAAGUUGGAUCGUAUCCCUUUCUUAGAAGAGAAGGUGAGAAAAGUAAGGGAGAAUGGGAAGAUCGUAUGCUUGGACAUUAAUCAGCUGAUGUUAUCUCAAGAGAAUAGAUUCGCUUUCACCAUGGAGGUGGCUGAAGAAGCUAAUGCAUAUCUUGAGAAGAACAGGCAUGAGUAUGGGUUGAAGAAACCUAUACUGCAUGUUCUCAGUGACCGCAUGAAUGAAGCUGGGUUUUCUCGGCCAGAGGGUUAUCUUUAUCCUUAUCCUAUCAAGCCCGGUCCUUAUUUCAUUAAAGAGGAGGGACACUGAGUUAGAUUACAUGUUACUUGGAUGCACAAUCUGGGAGCCUCUUUUUUCAGAUAGAAGCGGCCCUGGGAUCGGAGGGCUUUUGGUCAUUCUGUAAAUCAAGAAUUCUCUGCAAUAUAUUCCGUAAGAAAAUGCUCGGAAAACUCAAAGUUAAGAUGCCAAAUCUCUGAAGCAUCGCAAGAACAUCUCUAGGUGAAUGAGCCUUCCUUUUCUGUUUGGGCGGCUGUCUGUUGCUUCGGUGCUGACAGGAAGCCAUAUUGCUCAAGCAAGCAGAAUGAUGAUCUGAAGUGCAAAACAAUGUGAAAGCAGCUCGGCAUUUCCUCAUCAGGACAUGAUAAAUCAUAGGGUCCAUUUGGUCCAUGCUGUUGUUCCCAUGACAUGUUGUAACGAUAUUUCAAUGGAUUCGCCUCGGGACUACUGCUACGAGCUGGCAGGAAUGUACGCAGUGAAGGUUUGCUUCUACUCUAUGAAACAAAUCGUAUUCUAAAGUCUUUAGCUUUUGAUAAGCUGAUCAA
Setaria italica (foxtail millet) is the source of this 1130-nucleotide messenger RNA. RefSeq names its product protein PLASTID TRANSCRIPTIONALLY ACTIVE 7. Bases 40 to 618 code for a protein of 192 amino acids. Lineage: Eukaryota; Viridiplantae; Streptophyta; Magnoliopsida; Poales; Poaceae. The transcript has 4 exons. The record is from RefSeq and is a predicted model, not a curated record. Gene Ontology annotation, biological process: plastid transcription. Gene Ontology annotation, cellular component: plastid-encoded plastid RNA polymerase complex.